AGGUUAACUCCCUGUUGUCCGCGUUCGAUCCUGAUAUAUUAAAUAAUUCACUAAUUUACUUCAAGUACACGAAGUAGAGGUUCCCCUGAUUUUCCCCGCAGCCAGGUGUGUUCGGAAAGCUUAACGUUCCAGGAUUGGGAGGAAUAAGGAGAAAAGCGCGCACCGAGAUACCUGUGAAACUACGGUUGUAAAUGAGGAUCUGAUUGCCACGGACAACAUCGAACACGUCUGAGACAUUGCCUGGCUAAAAUAGCAACUCAUAUCGAGGCUUAAAGCAAGUCGUUUCUGUACGAAGGAUCAUCAUGAAGAAAUCCGGAUAUUCAGGUGAUGAGGAUUGGCUAACAGAUCGUCUGCUCUGGUCCUAAAUGUCUGCCGUCAGAAUGUGUGCCAGAGAGGUGCCAUACAUGGGUGGUGGAUGAGGAAAGUUACUCUCGAAGAGCCUUGGAGACGAGGUAUUGCCAGGUCCACCAGUGGGAGACUGAGGAGGACAGACAGAGAAGGUUCUUCUGCCAUCACCAGUCCCACACUAAAGAGGUCGUUUGAGGUGGAGGAGUCUGACGUCUCCAUCAACCCCUCCCCUCUGUCCCGUAGGACCAACCUCCGCUCCUCCACCUCCAGCCAGCGAAGCUUCCACGACCUGGGCUCCUCCCGCAACUCGGACUACCCCUCCAGAACCUCGCCUUCUGACUCCAACCCCUGCUCCCCCAAAACCAGCCUGAGACGCAUGGAGCUGUCCGGGGGAGUGGUAGGAGGUCGUGCCCUGGAAACAGCCUCCACCCGCCGGACCGAGAUCUCCAUUGAGGUGUCAUCCAAGCAGAUUGACAGCUCGCCCAGCCCGGGUAUCGCCCGUUUCGGCCUGAAGAGGCCCGAGGCUCAGAGCCUUGGUUCUCGAGCCGGAGCCGUCCCAGAGAGCUCCACCAUCUCCAGCUCCAGCUCGGCACACAGACGGGCAGAGAUCUCCCUCUCUCGGCCCCACGAGCCCCCCGGGGCACCCAGGAGGGGGGACUCCCAGCCUCCCUCAGCCACCCGGAUCCCUGACCCCCCUCAGAGGAGGACCGACCCCACCAUGGUCAGCCCUGUGGAGGGCCCUACUUCCAGGAGACCCGAGAGGCCUGUCUUCCGACAGCCAGAGAUGGCAGCACCACCUCCGGUCAGGGUGGUGGAGAACAACAGCCACCCCCCAGCGCCCAGUGGCCCCCUGCCCAGCCUGGUGGAGCCCAGGAGCGAGAGGACACAGCCCCUGGUCAGCGAGACGCCCGUCGUUAGACCUAUAGAGAGGUCAGAGGUCACUACCAGCUACAACAGUAGAGCCAUGUCUGAGGUGGCCGUGCCCGAGAUGAUGAUGCCACCCCCGGCGGUGCCCGCAGCAUGCCAGGUGGAGAAGCCUGUGCCAGGUCCUGGCAUGGGGGACUUCAGCUAUGUGGGCAUCGAUGCCAUCCUAGAACAGAUGCGGAGGAAGGCCAUGAAACAGGGCUUCGAGCUCAACAUCAUGGUAGUGGGGCAGAGCGGCCUAGGGAAGUCCACUCUGAUGAACACACUGUUCAAGUCCAAGGUGAGCCGUAAGUCGGUGCAGGCCACGUCCCAGGAGAAGAUCCCCAAGACCAUCCAUAUCAAGUCUGUCAGCCACGACAUUGAGGAGAAGGGGGUGAGGAUGAAACUAACUGUUAUCGACACGCCCGGCUUCGGGGAUCAGAUCAACAAUGAGAACUGUUGGCAGCCCAUCAUGAAGUUCAUUAAUGCCCAGUAUGAGCAGUACCUUCAGGAGGAGAUCAACAUCAACAGGAAGAAGAGGAUUCCAGACUCACGGGUUCACUGCUGUAUUUACUUCAUACCCCCUACUGGACACUGUCUGCGACCUCUGGAUGUGGAGUUUAUGAGGCGUCUCAGUAAGGUGGUCAAUAUUGUUCCUGUCAUCGCCAAGGCAGACACACUCACCCUGGAGGAGAGGGACUUCUUUAAACAGAAGAUCAGGGAAGAGCUACGGGCCAAUGGGAUCGACGUGUACCCCCAGAAGGAGUUUGACGAGGACGCGGAGGACCGGAUGAUUAAUGACAAGAUCAGGGAGAUGAUCCCGUUUGCUGUGGUGGGCAGCGACCAGGAGUACCAGGUCAACGGCAGGAGGCUUCUGGGAAGAAAGACAAAGUGGGGAACCAUAGAAGUUGAGAACAUUGCUCAUUGUGAGUUUGCCUAUUUGCGGGAUCUACUGAUUAGGACCCACAUGGAGAACAUCAAGGACAUCACCAGCAGCAUCCACUAUGAGGUGUACCGCGUCCGCCGCCUCAACGAAAACAACACUGCCGUCGCCCAUGCCAACGGCCUCCCCCAACACCACAUGACCUCCCAUGAGAUGUAGAGCCCUGCCCACCGUGUCCCAUGAGCCCUCACUUCCAUCCCGUUAUCCUUCCAUCCCUCUCUCCCCUCCACUCACUCUCAAUGCCAAACCCUUCUACAGAAGGGAGUAAACACACACUGGGGGGACUGAGGAGCGUAGUCUUAGCGCCCCCAAGUGGCCAAAUACAGACGCAUAGAAUGGACUGUUGAUGCCAAUGCAUUGCCCCUCAAUGAUAACCUGGUCUCUCUGACUAACGUCUACAUGAAGGGGGGGGGGGGGGGGGGGGGGGAUGCUAGCUAGCUAUCACUUGCAUUCAUUCAGGUUUAACCAGGCUAAGUAAACACUAUUAAUGUACUGCAACCUUAAUCUGUGUGUUUUCAGUUAUUCUGUCGUUCUUUAGGUCCCUCGUCUGUCAGGUUGGUUAACAAAAUAUCACUGUGAUAUCAGGCCCAUUACAUACAAGCAGUGACAGAAGUGCCCUCAAACUUUUGUUCGGGUAAAAUAUUGAUUUCUCAUCCAUUUUUAUAUAGCCCCUGUAAUACAUUCUUCGUUCAUUGUUAAUUUGACCUGCUAUCUGAAGGUUCUACAACGUUCAUUUCUGUUCCCUUUGAGAGGGAGUAGUUUAGCCUUGAGGGACUGUAUUCUGAGUAGGAGUGCUGAUUUGGGAUCAGUUUAGCCUUUUAGAUAAAAGAUGACAUGGACAGAGAGACCUGAGCCUAGAUCAGCACUCCUACUCUGAGACGCUUUCUACACUCGGCCCCAGAACUGUGGUACAGGAUCCAUGGCGACAGCAGCAGAGGCACAGGACAGAUACUCAGCUAAGUAUUUAGAAGUAUGACACAUAUAAAUCAAAUCUAUUCAUUCUAUGGCAGUUGAUUAAUUUGUCAGAGUUCUGUUUGAUGAUGUCCGAGAGGGGUCAGUUGAAGAUGGUGAAUGGGGAGUGUUUAAUUGUGAUGGAAGUUGAUAAUGCUGUUGGAAUGGUCAGGGUUACAUAAUGUCGGGGGUGGACUGGAGGUUUUGAGUCUAGUGGACAUCGUCGACACGUCUGUAGGGCCAGAAGUUUUUCCCCAUAACUUGAACUGACCAGAAAAAACCUUGAUCCCUUGUAAAAGCCUGUAACUAGGACGUUCUCAGAGUCGUCGUUAUAGACUGUAACUACGGUCUUCUCUGAGUCGUAGUUAUAAACUAACUAGGGUCUUCUCUGAGUCGUAGUUAUAAACUAACUAGGGUCUUCUCUGAGUCGUAGUUAUAAACUAACUAGGGUCUUCUCUGAGUCGUCGUUAUAGACUGUAACUAGGGUCUUCUCUGAGUCGUAGUUAUAAACUAACUAGGGUCUUCUCUGAGUCGUCAUUAUAGACUAACUAGGGUCUUCUCUGAGUCGUCGUUAUAGACUGUAACUAGGGUCUUCUCUGAGUCGUAGUUAUAAACUAUAACUAGGGUCUUCUCUGAGUCGUAUUUAUAGGCUGUAAAUAGGGUCUUCUCUGAGUUGUAUUUAUAGGCUGUAACUAGGGUCUUCUCUGAUUCGUAUUUAUAGGCUGUAACUAGGACCAUGAGUUUUUCCUGGUAAAGUCACAUGGUCAGGAAACUCCUGAUCCUACACGUGUAUGAUGCAGAGUGAGGGGAACACUCUCCUGUUGUUUCUGUUAUCAUUGAGGAGCCAGUGCUUUAAGCCUUGGGCUGAUGACAUUACAGCGAUACAUAUCCGUCAUCCUAUUGUGGUAAUUGUUAUUUUUACAUGGCUGCGUCGUCGUACAGGUCGUACAGGUAUUACUGUCAGAAAAUAGAUUUCAAAAUGCCCUCAGUGCCUUUUUAAUUCCAAAUAAGAGAUGUCAUUUUGGGGUGUUUUUUUAUAUACAGAUGUUUAAAGAGUGAUUUAAAAUAAAUAUAUUUAUGCACAUUAGAAUGAUAAAAAGUGUACCACCUACCCACUCAUCCACACAUGGUAGUUGUCCUGAGCCGAGAACACAGUUUCUACUGCCCAAGUCAAGUGUUAAGGAAAAACUCCUGGUCCUAGCUAUGUGCCAUGUCUCUGUGCCUUGGACAACACUAUUGCCUUCUUAUUUAUUGGAGACUGUCCUCUAGCACAUGCUUUUAAACUGGAAGGACAACAGUCACAAUUAAGGCCCUGAGUUUUUCCAGACCAUGUGACCUGACCAGGAUAAUUCUCCAUAGCCUAUAACCAGGGACCUGAGUUUUUCCUGGUCAGGCCAAAUGCUCUGGACAACUCUUGGUCCUAUUACUGAUGUGCUAGCUGGUGCCAAUCACCACAGCAGAAGACAUUUCAUUGUCAUCAAGUCUCUUUAUAUCAGACUAUGCACCCUGAAACUAAAGUCCUCCUUAUACUCUUAGUUCUCUCUCUUUCUCCCACUUUCUUUUCUCUUGUUCUCUUCUUCCGUUUCUUGGAUAUCAACCAGUAACAGUAAUAUGUGGUGUUUAAAGGUUUUAUGUGUUUCAGUUUCAAACUAUAAUCCUCAACUUCCAAACAUCAUCGUCGUCAUGCUCUGUCCUGUAUAUUCAUUGUCAGAUACAUUUUUGUACUGGUAUUAAUAAUAACAGAAUUUACCUUUUGAUAUCGUGUUAUUUUCAAGAAAUAAAGAUGAAAGUUGUAUAUAGUCA
This is a messenger RNA of Salvelinus fontinalis (brook trout), 4948 nucleotides long. Its product is annotated as septin-9-like. Lineage: Eukaryota; Metazoa; Chordata; Actinopteri; Salmoniformes; Salmonidae. The coding region runs from base 416 to 2353 and encodes 645 amino acids. Gene Ontology annotation, biological process: cytoskeleton-dependent cytokinesis. The transcript is spliced from 13 exons. Gene Ontology annotation, molecular function: GTPase activity; GTP binding; molecular adaptor activity. The record is from RefSeq and is a predicted model, not a curated record. Gene Ontology annotation, cellular component: septin ring; cell division site; microtubule cytoskeleton.